This is a messenger RNA of Gastrolobium bilobum, 1989 nucleotides long. RefSeq names its product diacylglycerol kinase 1-like. Gene Ontology annotation, molecular function: ATP-dependent diacylglycerol kinase activity. The transcript has 13 exons. The coding region runs from base 158 to 1618 and encodes 486 amino acids. The record is from RefSeq and is a predicted model, not a curated record. NCBI's taxonomy places the organism in Eukaryota, Viridiplantae, Streptophyta, Magnoliopsida, Fabales, Fabaceae.
GAUUAACUCUUUUUUCUUCUCUUCUCAACGCACAUUCUGUGAGCUUUUUUUCUAAGGAAUCUUCUGUUGCUUCGUAAGCUAGAAACACUGUUUGUUUUGGAUAAUUCCUGAAUAUCUAUCUCUACAGUAAGCUGUACCGUUAGGAAGGGAAAUAGGAAUGGGAGAUGAUAGUUACAUUAGAAGCUUGAAAGAAUUCUCCAUUCCGGAUUAUAUACUUGUGCCAGGAACUGAGAUCACAAAUGUUUCCCAUAUACCUUCAUGUCCUGUGAUUGUGUUUAUAAACACCAAAAGUGGUGGCCAGCUUGGAGGGGAGCUUCUUGUUACCUAUACUUCACUCCUUAACAAAAACCAGGUUUUUGAUUUGGGAGAAAAAGCUCCUGAUAAGGUGCUGCAUCAGCUUUAUGCUACUUUAGAAAAGCUCAAGCACAAUGGAGAUAGUUUCGCUGCUGAAAUUCAGAAUAGAUUGAGAAUAAUUGUUGCAGGUGGAGAUGGUACUGCUAGCUGGCUUCUUGGAGUGGUAUCUGACCUUAAAUUACCUCAGCCACCACCAAUUGCGACAGUGCCAUUGGGGACGGGAAAUAAUCUCCCCUUUGCAUUUGGAUGGGGAAAGAAAAAUCCAGCCACAGACCUCCAAUCAGUGGCGUGGUUCCUGAAUCAAGUAAGAGAUGCAAAAGAAAUGAAAAUAGACAGCUGGCAUAUUAUAAUGAGAAUGAGGGCUCCUAAAGAAGGUUCGUGUGACCCUAUUGCACCCCUUGAUCUGCCUCAUGCUAUGCAUGCAUUUCAGCGUGUCUCUUCAACAGAUAAACUAAACUUGGAAGGUUAUCACACUUACCGUGGGGGAUUUUGGAACUAUUUUAGCAUGGGAAUGGAUGCCCAAGUAUCGUAUGCAUUUCAUUCUGAGAGGAAGUUACAUCCAGAAAAGUUUAAAAACCAGUUAUAUAAUCAGAGUGCCUAUCUGAAGCUUGGAUGUACACAAGGAUGGUUCUUAGCUUCCCUGUUUCAAUCUUCUUCACGGAAUAUUGCUCAGCUGACAAAGGUUAAGAUAAUGAAAAAGCAAGGUCAGUGGGAAGACCUCCACAUACCUCGCAGCAUACGGUCAAUAGUUUGCCUAAACUUACCCAGCUUUUCCGGUGGACUCAAUCCUUGGGGAAAACCUAAUAGAAAGAAAUCAAUUUAUAGGGACCUGACUCUUCCCUUUGUGGAUGAUGGCCUAUUUGAGGUAGUCGGUUUUAGAGAUGCUUGGCAUGGUCUUGUUUUGCUCGCACCAAAUGGGCACGGGACUCGUUUGGCACAGGCAAGUAAAAUCCGUUUUGAGUUCCAUAAGGGUGCAGCUGACUGUACAUAUAUGAGAAUUGAUGGAGAACCAUGGAAACAACCCCUCCCAAAAUAUGAUGACACAAUUGUUGUUGAGAUAUCUCACCAUGGUCAAGUGAGCAUGCUUGCAACUCCAUUAUGCCGUUCUAAAAGUGUGCAUGAUCCCUCCUCACCCACCACAGACCAGGAAGAAGAAGAAAAUAGUGAUGAAGAAUCAUCGGAAAAUUGGGAAGAGCGUCGCAAGUUUGGGGCAGCUGAUACAUUCAAAUAUCCUGAUGGAAUUGAUAUAGCUCAUAUAAGUUAGUGUACAGAGGAGUAGCAUUGCUCAAUGUGUGGUAGUAAAAAGGCAACAAUGGUAGGAAUUAAAGGGAAAAGCAGUGAAAUAUUUGGUUUUCUUGAUAUAAUUUUCCUUACUCUUAAUUAUAGUGUACAGGGCUUUUGGGUUUGAGUACAUUUUGAUUAUAACAAAAUCCAUUUUUCCUUUCAAGAAUAAACGUGCGAAUGAAGUUACAACUGAAACAAGCUGCGGAUCUGGUGGGGUUUAUUUCUGGUGAUUGAAGUUACACAUACCUUAGCUCAGGUUUUGGGAAGUGGAGGUAUUAUUGUAAGUGAUAUCCUCAAAUCCUCGUAGGUUUUGUUCCUUGUGCAGAAAACCCAAUGAUUCCGCCAGCCAAA